AACUACAGCUCCCAGCAUGCCCCGCGUCCCGGAAGCCCCGCCCACACGCCCAGUGCAUUGUGGAGGAUGAGUCAGGUCUGGGGGCACCCAGACUUGGGCAGGCGGGACUCGAAAGCUAGGUCAGCGCCGUAGGCAACGGCAACCAGAGAACUCGGAGAUGCAGGCGGCUCGGAUAGCUCCUGGCGCGGGGCGGCAGCUGCUGCUGAGGCUGGGGAACGGAAGCUCGCGGCCCAGUGCGUUUCUGGGGCAGCCCAGGCUUUGUACUGCCCGACGACCCUUUGCCAGUGGGGCCGCUCAGGCAGUUCGGGACAAGUCAGAUUCUCUCUCUGAUGCUUCGACCAGGGAAAAACCAGCCAAUGCGGAAUCUAAGUCCUUUGCUGUGGGGAUGUUCAAGGGCCAACUCAUCACGGAUCAAGUGUUCCCAUACCCAUCCGUGCUGGACGAGGACCAGAUACAGUUUCUCAAAGAGCUUGUUGGGCCUGUGUCCCGUUUCUUUGAGGAGGUGAAUGAUCCUGCUAAGAAUGACACUCUGGAAAUGGUGGAAGAAACCACUUUGCAAGGCCUCAAGGAGCUGGGGGCUUUUGGUCUACAAGUGCCCAGUGACCUGGGUGGUGUAGGCCUCUGCAACACCCAGUAUACCCGCUUGGUGGAGAUCGUGGGCAUGCACGACCUUGGUGUGGGCAUUACUUUGGGAGCCCAUCAGAGCAUCGGUUUCAAAGGCAUCCUGCUCUUUGGCACAAAGGCCCAGAGAGAAAAAUACCUCCCCAAACUGGCAUCUGGGGAGACUUUGGCCGCUUUCUGUCUAACGGAGCCCUCAAGUGGGUCAGAUGCUGCCUCAAUCCGAAGUUCUGCUGUCCCCAGCUCCUGUGGAAAAUAUUAUACCCUCAAUGGAACCAAGAUUUGGAUCAGUAAUGGGGGCCUGGCAGACAUCUUCACAGUUUUUGCCAAGACACCAGUUACAGAUGCUGCCACGGGGACUGUGAAGGAGAAAAUCACAGCUUUUGUGGUAGAGAAGAGCUUUGGGGGUGUUACCCAUGGGCCCCCCGAGAAGAAAAUGGGCAUCAAGGCCUCAAACACAGCAAGUGUGUUCUUUGAUGGAGUACGGGUGCCAGCAGAGAACGUGCUAGGUGAGGUCGGGGGCGGUUUCAAGGUUGCCAUGCAUAUCCUCAACAAUGGAAGGUUUGGCAUGGCUGCGGCCCUUGGAGGCACCAUGAGAAGCAUCAUUGCCAAGGCUGUAGAUCAUGCUGCUAAUCGUACCCAGUUCAGGGAGAAAAUUCACAACUUUGGGCUGAUCCAGGAGAAGCUGGCCCGGAUGGCUAUGCUACAGUAUGUGACUGAGUCAAUGGCUUACAUGGUCAGUGCCAACAUGGACCAAGGAUCCACGGACUUCCAGAUAGAGGCUGCUAUCAGCAAAAUCUUUGCCUCGGAAGCAGCCUGGAAGGUGACUGAUGAGUGCAUCCAAGUCAUGGGGGGCAUGGGAUUCAUGAAGGAGACUGGGGUAGAGCGUGUACUCCGUGAUAUUCGCAUCUUCCGGAUCUUUGAGGGGACGAAUGACAUUCUCCGGCUGUUUGUGGCUCUGCAGGGCUGUAUGGACAAAGGAAAGGAGCUCUCUGGACUUGGCAGUGCUCUAAAGAAUCCUUUUGGGAAUGCUGGCCUCCUGCUUGGAGAGGCAGGCAAGCAGCUGAGGAGGCGGGCAGGACUGGGCAGUGGUCUGAGUCUCAGUGGGAUCGUCCAUGAGGAGCUGAAACGGAGUGGUGAGCUGACAGUGCAGGCCCUAGAGCAGUUUGCCACUGUGGUGGAGGCCAAGCUGAUAAAACACAAGAAGGGGAUUGUCAAUGAACAGUUUCUGCUGCAGCGUCUGGCGGAUGGGGCCAUUGACCUCUAUGCCAUGGUGGUAGUUCUCUCCAGGGCCUCAAGAUCCCUGAGUGAGGGCCACCCCACAGCCCAGCAUGAGAAAAUGCUCUGUGACAGCUGGUGUAUUGAGGCUGCAGCCCGGAUCCGGGAGAACAUGGCAGCUCUGCAGUCUGACCCCCAGCAACAGGAGCUAUUCCGGAACUUCAAAAGCAUCUCCACAGCCUUAGUGGAGAGGGGUGGCAUGGUCACCAGCAACCCACUUGGCUUCUGAGUACUCCUAGCCAAGGCCUGGCCUGGUUAUGUGCCUUUUCUCAAGCCAAAGCCAAGGCCCCUUCCCUGGGCAGCCUGGUUUACCCCGAAGUGGGCCUGGUGGUCCCAGAACUGUGCCUGUUCUCAGGAGCACUUACUGCCUCACAAAUAAUACAGUUUUUAACAAGU
This is a messenger RNA of Otolemur garnettii (small-eared galago), 2292 nucleotides long. RefSeq names its product acyl-CoA dehydrogenase very long chain (gene ACADVL). Gene Ontology annotation, molecular function: very-long-chain fatty acyl-CoA dehydrogenase activity; fatty-acyl-CoA binding; flavin adenine dinucleotide binding. The record is from RefSeq and is a predicted model, not a curated record. NCBI's taxonomy places the organism in Eukaryota, Metazoa, Chordata, Mammalia, Primates, Galagidae. The coding region runs from base 158 to 2125 and encodes 655 amino acids. The transcript has 20 exons.